AUGAGCGCCAUUCGCGAUGUGCCUGGAUAUGCUACAGUGAAGGACUACUACGACAGUGAAUACGUUCCCCAUGACUUGCUCACACGCUACCACGCCCUUCAGGUAGAGCUGCAGAGGCGCAGGGAGCAGCACUUUGUGACGCUCUCGCAGGCAAGCGGUUUGGCGGUACCUUACGACGACCUCGCAGUCACGUCGACCUUGCCUCAGCUGACAGCGAGCCCCCCGUCGAAGACGAGGUGCCCGAAUCCAUACCAACAGCAGAUGUCGUCGCGGAACCAGCGCUCACCGCACAGGGUCAUGCAGCGCGGCCGCAGCAUGUUGGUCAAAAGCGGCUCUGGUGGGCAAACUGCGAGCCGUCUUGGCAGUGCCAACCGAAACGUUCCGCGUUCAAGCCCGGAGCUGGAGGAGAUCUACGCCCUGCGGCAGCGAAGCCACGACGGUGUCCUCGGCGCUUGCACCCUUACGCACGACUCUGUCGCUCGCGGCUCAUCGGCACGACGCACCGCCUUUCCCUCAGCAUCCUCUUCUGUCGGUGCUGCGACUGCAUCACCGCCACAGGCCGCGUUGCCGAGUAGUGCACCGCAGCGUCGUAGUCGAUCGCAAAAGCAGCGGUGCCGAUCACUCGCAAAGGCCUGCAGUGAGGGGACCACCCCAAGCGACCCCUACGAGGCAGCGGCCGAGGCUCGCCGCCAGGAGCGAUUCCUGAGUGAAAGCAAGCGCCUCGGCAAGCCAUUUGUGCCCUCAGGGAGCGGCGGGCUGGACGUGCCUACUCGCUUCAUGCUGGGCGACUGCGUGAAGAUGCUUUAUCGCUCCAUCGCUCCCGACUGGCGGGUGGCGGCGCCGGUGGUGGUCUCCACCGCGGAGGACCUCGUCGCAGUGUACUUUUCCCUCGAGAAACUCUCGAAGAAGCAGGUGACGGAGCUACUGCAGUACAUGAACGCUUGCCUCAAGAACAACGACGCUGUUCGCGAGUUCAGCCUCUCCAAGGUGGAGGAAGGCUGGGACGUGCUGACCGACGACGGGUACGUCCUGUACACGUUUCGCCCUCCGUGGGUGAAGAAGCGUGUUUUUUUGCCAGACACGGUCAACCCGCCACACGUGCACGAGUGA
This is a messenger RNA of Leishmania mexicana MHOM/GT/2001/U1103, 1110 nucleotides long. RefSeq lists its product as hypothetical. Lineage: Eukaryota; Euglenozoa; Kinetoplastea; Trypanosomatida; Trypanosomatidae. The record is from RefSeq and is a predicted model, not a curated record. Bases 1 to 1110 code for a protein of 369 amino acids. The transcript has a single exon.